ACCACCACCAAUCCAGUCCACCCUAUCUCAAAUCGCCUAGCAGAUCCAGCAUUUCUGUGGCGUGGGCUUCAGGCAAUCUCCUUAUAUUAGGGCUAGGCAUACCAGCUGUCUUUCCGUGCCUGCUUGAGAUUACAACCUCCUUUGCCAUCAUCUCUUGGUCCCUUUGUGCGAUCCGUGAAGAUGAGGCGAGUUUACAGUGAUGUUCCUAGUAAUCAGAUGCUCCACCCGCGCUCUCCGCGCGUUAUCCGCAGCGCGUCUACGCCCAGCGCCGGAGGCUCCAGUUCCCCUUCUUCCGAUGUUCCGUCCUCACCUUUCUUUGAGCGGAGCGCUUCCAUUAGCAGCGGCGAGUUCGCCUUUCCGCAAAGCCCAGCGCAGGUCGAGGACCCCGGCACGCCAAGGCUCUUAAUCCGUGCGUCGCCUGACGCUGCCGCUGCGGCGGAACCGGGUCGCGCCGCUCUAGAUACCUCAGAAAUCAGUCCACUUGAACUCGCCGCGGAUUUUCGCGACGAGUCGUCUAUAGUCGUUCGCCGCGCGUCCGGAGAUUCCGCCAUGGCUACUACAAGCGGUAGCGUCGCUAUGGAAGCUCCUGUCGUGCCCAGGUGUGCCACGGCUCCCCUCACCCUGCGGAAACCGGCGGAAUGGGCGGAAUGGCACUGCUGGCGGCACGGUCGGCAGGGAAGCGCCAUCCCGAAGCCGUCUAUUGAAGAGAUUCGCGAGGCUCUCAGUGCAACGCACAUCGCAGAAUCACGCAAGAGUAUUCAGCAAUCCGCCGCCGACGCCUGGAAGGCGCAGGAAGAGUUUAAGCGCGGUGUGGAGAAGGCCAUGGCGCGGCACGAAGCGGCGGUUAACUUUAUGGGUGGAAAUUUUUUGACCGGUAGCAGCAGCAUGAUUGGGCGGUUAUUCGAGCACAUGAAGGGCAAAAAUUCAAGCAAGAGUAUUAAAGCUUGAUAUUCCUGUCACCUGGGAACCUAAAUGUAAAUAUGUGUGUUUUUGUUAGGAGUCAUAAAUUGUUUAGUGUCCAAGAGUUGGUCAUUCUAUUAUAAUUAUG
Molecule: messenger RNA, 1048 nt
Organism: Closterium sp. NIES-67
Lineage: Eukaryota; Viridiplantae; Streptophyta; Zygnematophyceae; Desmidiales; Closteriaceae
Source: the annotation of a GenBank genome assembly